AUUGGCACCAGAAGCUACCUUAACGGUUUAGUCACAAAGUUCUCAAUUCGAAGCCCAUGAAAAGCUCGGCUUUCUGCCGGGCGAAAUGCUAAAACCCUCUGAACGGAUGAGCCGCCGAGGUUUCGGACUUUCCACCUGAAAUUGGACAUCGCCGGGAACCUAACAUGGUAAGCCUCUUCAACUUGAAGGCCGGCAGAUUGGGUUAUUCCCUAUUUCCCAAAACUAAAAGAUAUGCUGUUGGGUUUGUGGAUCUAAAUCCUUCGCAUUUUGAUUCUUCUCUUCAAAGCCUGAUACUCUGCAGACUCCUGGCCUCAGAAAUCUCAAAACCCCAAACCAAUUGCACAGCCAAUUACCUCGUAAACUCAUGUGGGUUGUCUCCGGAAGGUGCAGUUUCAGCAUCUGAGCGGGUCAAGUUGCGAUCCCUGGAAAGAUCAGACUCCAUCUUGGCCCUUCUCAGAAACCGUGGAUUCUCUGCAACCCAGAUCUCCAAGCUUGUGAGGUUGUGCCCACAACUUCUCGUAACCAAUCCGGAGAAAACCCUUUUGCCAAAGCUUGAGUUUUUCACUUCUCUUGGAGCUUCAAAAGAUGACCUUGCAAAAAUUAUCGCUUCCUCUCCUGCUGUUUUGAGUGUGAGCUUGCAGAAACGGAUCAAACCCACCUGCCAUUUCCUUAUGAAUCUGCUUCCUAAGAAGAACUUCGUUGUCUUUUUGAAGAACGGCGGCACGAGGAUUUUAUUGGAAGGCCAUUCGAAGAAUGUGGCGCCAAAUAUUGAGAUUUUGGGAGAACUAGGUAUGCCCCAAUCAUGUAUUUCUCUGUUGUUAGCUCAUUUUCCUAGCUCUUUAACACGAAAUCCUGAGAAUUUCGGCACGGUUGUGGAUGAGGUUAAGCAAAUGGGCUUUGAUAUGGAAAAAUCAGUGUCUGUUUCUGCAAUAAAAGCGUUGUGUAGUAGUAAUAGUAAGUCCAUAUGGAGACGUAAUUGUGAAGCUUAUAAGAGGUGGGGUUGGUCGGAGGAUGAUGUUCUCUCUGCGUUUAAGCGGUUCCCUCAAUGUAUGACUAAGUCGGAAAAGAAAAUAAUGCAGGUAAUGGAAUUCCUAGUGAACAAAAUGGGAUGGCAGGCAGGAGUGAUUAACAAAUACCCAGUCAUUGUGGCUCUCAGUUUGGAGAAGCGAAUAAUCCCAAGGUGUUCGGUUGUUGAAGUUUUGAUCUCGAAAGGAUUGAUAAAGGAAAUUCAAAAUGUGAAUUUGUAUUCUCUGUUGAACCCUGUGGAGAAAUACUUCUUGAAGAGGUUUGUGGCCAGAUACACAGAUGAAGUACCUCAAUUAUUGAGUGUGUAUCAAGGGAGAGUUAAAGUCGAGGAUGUAUGAUGUUCGUAGGUCAAAAGAGGUUAGAUAUUGUUGAUGUAGUAUCGUAGAUGCAGCGCUGCUCAUUGUCAUUGGUAGCAGCUAGCUUUUAGCUCGGUGUAUUUUUCUAGAUAUGAAUUCAAUUGGUUGUCAUGGAUGAAGAAAGAUGAAAAAUCAUUUUUCGUCUUCCCCUUACACUGCCUAGCUGAUUUCGUUAUACGUAUACUCUCUUAUUUGAAAUUAACUUGAGAUUGACCUGCUCUGCUCUGUGGUUGUGGCGCCUUCAACUAUAGGAUCGAUGGUCCUUGACUUUGUUCAUCUUGGAAUUGCCUUCGGUAGAUAUGUUGCUUCUAUUCAGUUUCAAUUUAAUCUAUUUAUAGAUAUGAAGGAAUGAAAAAGCUUUUGUCUGAUGUUUCAAAUUUUAAGACGUGUAAGAUAUCUGUGCUUGUCUGUGUC
Molecule: messenger RNA, 1796 nt
Organism: Pyrus x bretschneideri (Chinese white pear)
Lineage: Eukaryota; Viridiplantae; Streptophyta; Magnoliopsida; Rosales; Rosaceae
Product: transcription termination factor MTERF15, mitochondrial-like
Exons: 1
Coding region: 165-1364 (399 amino acids)
Biological process (GO): chloroplast organization; regulation of DNA-templated transcription
Cellular component (GO): chloroplast
Molecular function (GO): double-stranded DNA binding
Source: RefSeq, a predicted model, not a curated record